AUGGGACUUGAUGUCGUUCAACUGACUAGGGAUAUUGUGGCGAUUAAUUCCGUUAGCCAGCGGAGCAAUGAGGAGGUCUCGGAUCUCCUUGAAAAUACGCUAAAGCGAUGUGAGUUUGAGGUCGAGCGUCUAGAAUACGUCGAUGACAAUGGCGAGCGAAAGGUGAGUCUAGUAGGGAAGAAGGGAGAAGGUUCUGAUGGUUUCGGACUGUUUUCCCACUCCGACACUGUUCCCGGUUUGGAGGGGGAGUGGGACCCAUUCGACCCAGUAAUUCAAGAUGGUCGCCUUUUUGGUCGUGGCAGUUGUGAUAUGAAGGGCCCGAUGGCUGCGACAAUUACUGCGGGUGCCCAGAUUAAAUGCCGCCGAUUUGAAGAAACCAUUCUAUAUUGUCAUCACGGCGGACGAAGAAGUUAG
Messenger RNA from Geodia barretti, 414 nucleotides. The record is from the annotation of a GenBank genome assembly. NCBI's taxonomy places the organism in Eukaryota, Metazoa, Porifera, Demospongiae, Tetractinellida, Geodiidae.